Messenger RNA from Lingula anatina, 4224 nucleotides. Its product is annotated as zinc finger CCHC domain-containing protein 8 homolog. The record is from RefSeq and is a predicted model, not a curated record. Gene Ontology annotation, molecular function: RNA binding. Lineage: Eukaryota; Metazoa; Brachiopoda; Lingulata; Lingulida; Lingulidae. Gene Ontology annotation, biological process: RNA processing. Gene Ontology annotation, cellular component: catalytic step 2 spliceosome.
UACUAAAGCAACAUGGCCGACUUUGGAGAUGACCUUCUCUUUGCGGAGUUUGAAAAAGAUCGUUUGCCUAAAAGUAAAUUCAUUCAUAAAAAUGGACACAGGGAAGCCCUUGAAGGUACAAUGGACGAGGAACUGGACCAUUUGGAUAGAAACACAAGAGAAACAGUAAUAAAAAAUAAUGAUGACAAUGACUUAAAUUCAGUUUCAGAGUUUUCGGCUUCAUCGUCACAAUUCAAAACCGAAACUGAACAAGAACAAAGUGAUGGUCAGGACGGUGGAACAACGAAAUCAAGAAAAUCAGACAAAUUUUCAGAUAUGAAUUUACAGCAACAAUUACGGAGAUUGGAAGCAGAGAACAUAAAAUUAAAGCAAUAUGCAAAAUUACUUGAUGUAUCAAGGUGUAUGCCAGAAGGAGAAGGACCAAGUUUUGAAGUAUUGUUUUUUAAUACAAAGGAUUCAAGAAAAUUGCAUUCCAAGAUAGAGAUGGCUAUAGGUGCUUUUUUUGAACAGUUAAAGAAUGAUAGUGACAUACCAUCUUUGAAGCUAAGGCCCUACCACAGUUAUCCCUGUUUAGAUAACAAACUCGAAGCAGACACUGCUGAUUCUAAAGCCACUGUAGUAGGCUGUUCACAAUACCACUCUGACUUCUUAAUAGACCAAAUGGGCUGGCCUCUUAUAGAGGACAAACCAGAGCUGACAGAUGGAUGGGAUAUCCCACAUUACGAACAGAUAUUUAAAGAAUCAAUACCAGUGGAAGAAGAGGAAAGCAAUGCACCUAAAAGACAGAAAAGGCCUAAAGCUGCUUGUUUCAACUGUGAAGGUGAUCACAAUGUGAGUGAAUGCCCUGUUAAGAAAGACUUUGCCAGAAUUAACAAAAACAAGCGCGAGUUCAUGGAUAAGUUUUCUUCUCCAGCACCUCUGCAGUUGAAAAAUGGGCGCUAUCACAUAGAAGAAGAUCCCAGAUUUGCAGACUUUAAAGCUGGUGUUCUAAGCAAGGAUCUUCGUAAGGCUUUGGGUCUUCACAGGGAUGAGCUUCCGCCUUACAUCUAUCAAAUGCGCAUCCUAGGCUACCCACCAGGUCAUCUAAGGGAGGCAGAGCUCCGCACAUCUGGUCUGGUCAUGUUUGACAAGCAUGGAAGAGAAACCAAUGUUCAAGGGGACAGCAUGGAAGAUGGUGAGGUGGAUGAUGAAAUGGACCCAACCAAAGUGCAAUAUGAUGCAGAAAAGGUGGUUGAAUAUCCUGGAUUCAAUGUACCACUUCCUGCAGGAGUGAGAGAUGAGCAUGGGAUGCCACCAAUGAGGAUUGAACACCAGAAAGAAGUGCUGGUGGCAUUUAUGGCUAAUCAGGGAAUGAAAAGAAAACUUGAGGAAGAUGAAAAUAAUAAGAGGAAGAAGAAACCACGCUAUGCUUUAGAAGAUAUGGAUUUGGAUGAAUCUGAUGAUGGGUCUGCGGUGGUACCUGUGUCUGGUGAGGAUGAGGGCAUACAGCAGCCAGGAACACCAGAUGUAGACCCACAUAGCCGCACUAAUUCUUCCCAUAAUUACAUAUUCUCAACACAGUGCAUGUCUUUAGCCCCUUUAACAGAUGCUAAUACUCUCCAAUCACAACCUUUAUUAAGUUUGACGAAUCCAGCCAAUAAUUCACAUUCUCUCAGUAUUCCUUUACAUUUGACUCCUCAGCAACCAUUUUUAACUUCACAUAGCUUUCCUCCUCUAGAUUUGCCCUCUCACACCCUUGACCCUCCUUUAUCACCAGAAGCAUCGCCUAACAACACAGCCCUCCUGCCUUUGCCUGCUGAAAUACCACUCCACACCAUAUUUCAGCCCCCAUUGCCUACUGAGACCCCUCCGUUUGUCCCCGCUCUACCCCCUUUACCUGCUGAAACACCUCCCCACAUCCCAGCUCCACCCCCUUUGCCUGAUAAUACACCUCCCCACACACCAGCUCCACCCUCUUUGCCUGCUGAACCACCUCCCCACACCCCAGCUCCACCUCCUUUGCCUGCUGAAACACCUCCCCACACCCCAGCUCCACCUCCACCCUCUUUACCUGCUGAAACACCUCCCCACACCCCAGCUCCACCCCAUGUGCCAGCUAAUACACUUCCCCACACCCUAGGUCAAAAUGCUGUGACAGCUAAUUCACCUCCCCACGCUCUUGUUCAAAACCCUUUGCCAGCUAAUACACCUUAUUACACACCAGCUUCUUUCCCUUUGCCUGCUAAUACACUUUCAAACGUACAGGUUCCAACCACAUUGUCUUCAGAAGCUCUUGCUGAACCUGAACCCAGUUUAAAUUCUCCUUUAUCUUUUGGUAAAAACCUUCAAGUCUGGACACAAGAACUGUCUGUUUCUUUGAGCACUUCUACUAGUGAAGAGAGCAUCUCUCACAAUUUCCAGACACUAACAUAUUUUGAACAGCAAGGACCCCCUCAGAAAUUUGAUGACUAUCAAUCAUUUGGUGACUGUGCAAACCUACAGUUAUCCCCUAACUUAAAUACUAAACUGUCUAGUGUGGGUAAACAAGUUUCCAGUGGGUGCUGCCAGAGGUAUUAUGGAUUGUAUGAAGGACAAUGUGAAGCAGCAGGUGCCCCAUCUCCUGAAUGUUCCAAGACCUCGUAUAAUUUAGACUCACAUAUGUUUGACAUAGGUGCUGCAGGAAUUGAGCAAAAUCCCUCCACAUCUUCAAGCCGCAGAAGCUCAGUGCAAUCAGAGAGUGAUGUCCAAAAAAGUGUACAGAGCAGGUUGUCUGAUGAAGAGUUCAGGUGUCCAGGGAGUAGAAGUGGCAGUGUGAGUCACCAGUCAUCAUGUCAGGGGACCAGAGAAGGUACCCCUUCUGACAUAGAUGACUUGGAAGAACAACGUAAGCAGCUGCUGGCUCAAAUCAUGGCUGAGGAAGGUGAAGACAGUGAGGUUCAAGUGAUUGACAGUUGCUCUGGAGAUGAAAGUGAGAAUGUAGGGCAGCAGUCCCCUCCACAAAGUCCAGAUGAUACAGAAAGAGGACAAACUUUGGAACAAAGUGUUGCGGCACAAAAUACCUCGUUUCAGUCGUGGUCAAACACCCCUCAGUCACAGUCACGCAGUUCAUCUGUUGGUCUAUCUUAUGGAACUCCAAUUCUGGAGACUUCACUCAGCACUCCCUCCAAUCUACCUUCAGCAGAUCUCUUUGCCAAAGACAUCACUGAGCAUUUACCUUUUGAAAAUCUGCCAGAUUCUGUGGGCACCUUUAACAAAUUACGAGAUUUACUUGUUAAAGUUAAGGAGGCAAAGUCAAAGAUAAAAAAAUAAGUUUUAGGGAAUAAAAAAAGCCUUCAUUCUCUGCAUUGUAUGUAAACAAAGUGGAUUACAUUUACUUAAGCACAGUUUGUACAUAUAUAAGUGAAUGUUGAUAUUUUAAUUUGGAUAUGAAAUGUCCAGUGGGUGAUUUGCAAGGGUGCAUUUUAGAAGUCCCUUUUUAGUGAAAGGGUGUCAGCAAGUCCCAUAAAAAAUAUCCUUUUUUUUAAGUAUUUUAUUACAUUUUGUACUUAAUGGUUAGUGUUUGAAAGAUUUUUUAAACUGUAAUACAUCCCAGGUUUAGGGUGAUAGCUAUAAUUUCAACAUUUUGUGCAGCUGUCCACUGGGACCUUUUAAAAUACCAUGUUCAUUGCUAUCAGGGAAGAUGUUUAAAAUAUUUUAUACAUUUUAAAAAUAUAUUAAGAUCAGCAGGGAUAAGUUUCCCCAAUUACAGAUGCAAUGGUUUUAUAAUUUUAACAUACAGCAAACUAAUAAUGCAUACGUUUUGGAACACUCACCAAAAAUUGAAAACACACACAAUACUUCAGUCAAGAAUAGUUUUAUUUUAUCUGUAUAAAAUAAAAAUUACAAGAACUUUUGAUAUUUCACCUAACACUUUCUGAUGAACAGGGGUUUUCUGAAUAGAUUGUUGAAGACAACCCAUUUAUGGUACAGUUUAAAAUAUUUAGGAAGAUGCCAGACUUACAAAUAUGCAAAGUGUCAAGGAAAAAUGGUCAAAUAAACACUUUUCUGUGAGAUCACUUUAAUAUUGUGUUUCAGGUACCAGGAGUUUUUUUGUCAAAACUUGUCAUAAUACUGAUUAUGACCAUUUUCAGGUGAAAAUCCUAUAUGUCAUUGCACUUUUCCACAGAAAUGACCAACCUUGACAAUAUAUCAACUUAUGACUUGUACUUCACAAGUUGUAUGUUCCUUUUCAAAUUAAAAAAAAAA